Messenger RNA from Eufriesea mexicana, 1942 nucleotides. Its product is annotated as probable cytochrome P450 6a14. The transcript is spliced from 6 exons. NCBI's taxonomy places the organism in Eukaryota, Metazoa, Arthropoda, Insecta, Hymenoptera, Apidae. The coding region runs from base 156 to 1652 and encodes 498 amino acids. Gene Ontology annotation, molecular function: monooxygenase activity; heme binding; oxidoreductase activity, acting on paired donors, with incorporation or reduction of molecular oxygen. The record is from RefSeq and is a predicted model, not a curated record.
UCCUGGAGCGAUGCCGACGCAAUGUUAAGUUUCACCGUCAGUCAAGAUCAUUUGACGUUCAAUCGUGAGACAACUCAAACGCACCACAUUCUUUUCCUGUUUCACCGUGGCUUACCUUGACUUAACGAAUAUCGAUACAAAUAGGCAGAAGCAACAUGGACUACUUCCAAAUCGUCUGCGGCCUCGUGGUCGUAGUUCUGGGAAUAUAUUACUACUACAAAUCGAUUUAUGACACCUGGAAAAAUCGUGGGAUACUUGGACCGAAACCUACAUACUUUGUUGGCAAUUUUCUCAACAUACUGAUUAAGAAAGAAUCGGUAAGCGACAGCGUGAAAACAUGGUACGACGAGUUCAAGCAUGAGCCAGUUUUUGGAAUAUUCGAGGGUAGAACGCCAGUUCUCGUGAUUAAUGACCUGGAUAUGGUCAAGGAUGUCCUCAUCAGGAAUUUUUCGACCUUCGUGGACAGAGGAUUCCGAAUUUUUCCGAAGAUAGAACCACUGAUGCAACACCUCUUCUUGUUGGAGCCUGAAAGAUGGCGGCCUUUGAGAGCAAAGCUCUCGCCCAUAUUCACGUCCGGGAAGCUGAAAGAAAUGUUUCCUCUGAUAGUUGAAUGCGCUGAAAAUCUCGAAACAUACUUGGACAAAGUUGAGGAAGACAGGGAAUCAGUGGAGUGUCGCGAUUUAGCCGCAAAGUUCACGACUGACGUUAUCGGCAGCUGCGCUUUUGGUAUCAACAUGAACGCCCUGAUGGACGAGGGCAGCGAGUUUCGUCAAAUGGGCAAGAAGAUCUUCGCACCUGACCUGAAACGAUUGCUCAGAGAAAGCUGUAGACAAUUUAUCCCGUGGUUGUACAGAUUUGUUGGUCCUUUGCUUGAACAGAAAGAUGUGAAUAACUUUUUCAUAAAUUUAAUUACCAAUUCAAUCAAAUAUAGAAGAGAGAAUAAAGUAGUUAGACCAGAUUUCGUGCACUUGCUGAUGGAAUUGCAGGAUCACCCGGAUAAGGUAAACAAUAUGGAAUUAACAGAUUCGUUGCUAGCUGCACAGGCGUUCGUCUUCUUCGCCGCUGGUUUUGAAACCUCUUCAUCGACGAUUGCUCAUGCUCUUUACGAACUAGCUCAACACCAGGAUAUCCAAAAUAAAUUGCGGCAAGAGAUCAAAGAAGUUACCAAGAAAAAUAUUAAGAAUUUGACGUACAAUGAUAUUAAAGAGAUGAAAUACUUGGACAAGGUGUUUAAAGAAACAUUAAGGAAGUAUCCCCUACUGCCGAUGUUGACAAGGCAAGCAAUUGAAGAUUACACGUUCAGUGGCACAAAAAUUACUGUACCAAAGGGGAUGAAGGUGUGGAUACCUGUAUACGGAAUUCAAAGAGAUCCGAAUAUUUAUCCGAAGCCAGAAGUUUUCGAUCCCGAAAGAUUCACCGAUGAAGCUGUUGCUACUAGACACCCUAUGAGUUAUCUGCCAUUCGGUGAUGGGCCCAGGAACUGCAUUGGUGCCCGUUUUGCACAUUAUCAGACAAAGAUUGGUAUCAUGACUAUUAUUCGCAAUCACAAGGUCAAGGUCUGCGAGAAAACGACGAUCCCAUACGAAAGUGAUGCUCGAAACUUCUUGUUGACACUGAAGGAUGGAGUGAACUUGAAAAUCGAAAAGGCAUAAAAUUAAUCUUAAAUGUUGUGUAAGGUAAUAUAACAAGUAUAUUAUAUAAAAUAUAAAAUAAUAAAGACCUGUCAGAAGGAGUAAUGUCCUUAUUGUUUAAAGCGUGAUACGAAUCAGCCUUAAAUUCUCUUACAUUGAAAGAAUUGAUUAUGUAAUGUCUAGUUACGUACCUUUGUGUAACUUAUUUAACAUUGUAAGAUAUAAGUACUUAUCACUCGUAUCGAGUAAUUUGAGGCCCUGCUUGAGGCCCUAUAAUAGCAUUGGACUAAUUAUUUUCAACGAGCCUUAAA